Molecule: messenger RNA, 4522 nt
Organism: Sapajus apella (tufted capuchin)
Lineage: Eukaryota; Metazoa; Chordata; Mammalia; Primates; Cebidae
Product: zinc finger and SCAN domain-containing protein 2-like
Exons: 3
Coding region: 1260-1871 (203 amino acids)
Biological process (GO): regulation of transcription by RNA polymerase II
Molecular function (GO): RNA polymerase II cis-regulatory region sequence-specific DNA binding; DNA-binding transcription factor activity, RNA polymerase II-specific
Source: RefSeq, a predicted model, not a curated record
CUCCAUCAGGGACAGUGCUGCCCCAACUGCCACAUCCACUGUCUGCUGCAAGGAUCCCUGCCCAGGCCUUGCGGAGAGAAUCUCAUUUCUCCACCUGGUAGCUACACAGAGGCCACAGAGAAAAAAGCCUAUUUAAUGUUCUUCUACCUGUUGUGACUUUUAAAAUCACUUUUCCUCUCAGGCCCCCGUUUCUUUGUCUGUCAAAUGUACGCCCUCAGGCACUUUCUCACUGGGGUCAGGUUUUGAUUUCCUUGUUGUCACACCCUAUUUAUGUCUGAGGGUCUCAGUCCCAGAGUGGUGCAAGCUGGGCCACGAUGCGUGUCCCCAUCUGGGCUCCGCUACUUAGAGCUGUGGGUGUUGGAGGAAGCCACUCGUUUCCAUUUUAUUUUCCCACCUGUCAAACGGAAUAUUAAUAAUACCUGCACAAGCUAGACUGCACCUGGUUAUUGCACGGUUCCCACGAGAUCAUACAUGGAAAAGGGCUUUGUAAAAAGCAAAGUCAUGUCCGAGUAGGGGGCAUUAUCAUUAACUGGCAGCUGGAAGCUAUAAUUUGGCUCUGCCCUCUCAUGCCAGCUGCUCCUCCAGACGUUAGAAGCUGCUCUUUUAUGGGAUACCUUAUGUCUUGACUGUGGCCUCCGUUCUGAGGAGGUGGGAUCAAUCGGGGCCCGAUGUCUUCUUCCUUUGCCUCUGGUCACUCGUGAUAUAACCCAGGCCACAUAGUCAGGCGGACUCUGGGAAAACUGUUAGUGAGGGCAGCUCCCGGAUUCGGCCCCUUUGACUGUUGCCUCCAGCCCUGAAACCCUCGCCCAGGGCCGCCCCGCCGCAGGCUCCUGCGCUCAUCCCACGUCACCCAGGGAAAGGCCAGCGCCUCCAUCCGACCUUCUUUCUGGUCGCUGUGGGCGGUUUGUGGGCCUGGCCUUGGGAUUAGGGAAAUAGGGAUGGUGCUAUAACGGCCGAAUGUGGGCCUCGGGAAAUCCUGAAACGGGAAAUGUCUGGGUCGGCGGAUCUAGGGGCUUGGGGAGGCCCGCCCGUGGGAUAUUCAGGACCCGGAACCAGCCCCCGCACAGUCGCCGCUCCGGCCUGGGCGGGCGCAGCGCUCGCAGCCCCUUUUUCCGCCAGCCGGGCUGCCGGCGAGUUAGACCUCCCAGCCUCACGGGGCUGCUGUGCGGCUGCGGCGACGCCGGCGACUGCGGCGCUGCGGCGGAGACGGAGGGCUGGGGAGGCGGCGCCAUGGACUGGUGAUUGCAGCUGAAGUGCCCAUGACUGAGCUGGCGUCCUCCGGGGGCGGGUCCCCUGCCGGGGACGGGGAGGAGGGUCUAGGGGACGAGCGAGGCCUGGUCAUCCAUCACCCGGCGGAGGAGCAGCCCUACAGCUGCCCGCUGUGCGGCCAGACCUUCUCGCAGCAACCCAGCCUAGUGCGGCACCAGAAGGCGCACGCCGGAGCGGGCCGCGCUGCCGCCUUCGUGUGCCCCGAGUGCGGGAAGGCCUUCAGCGUCAAGCACAACCUCGAGGUGCACCAGCGCACGCACACCGGAGAGAGGCCCUUCCCCUGCCCCGAGUGCGGCCGCUGCUUCAGCCUCAAGCAGAACCUGCUCACGCACCAGCGCAUCCACAGCGGCGAGAAGCCGCACCAGUGCGCCCAGUGCGGCCGCUGCUUCCGUGAGCCGCGCUUCCUGCUCAACCACCAGCGCACCCACGCGCGCAUGCCCGCGCCGCACCCACGCCGCCCCGGCGUCUUCGGGGAGCGGCGGCCCUACUUCUGCCCCCGCUGCGGCAAGAGCUUCGCGCGCGAGGGCUCGCUCAAGACCCACCAGCGCAGCCACGGCCACGGGCCGGAGGGCCAGACCGCCCACUUAGGCCGCGUGCUAUGAUGCGCCCAGGGCCUGCUGCCGACGGCUGCUUCCUGUCCUGCACCUGCCUCCCCGACCCCUGGAGAUGGCCCUGGGCUGCAGCCCCCUCUCUGGAUGGGAUCCUGGCCGAGGGGCAGGGCUGGCUUGGGCUCUUGAAGGUGUGGGCCACCCCCGGGCUCCGGCCACCCCCUUGCGUUCCUCCCUUGGGACCCUCCAGCUGGCUGCACUCAGCUGCUUCGGGCUCCUGCCAUGGUUCUCCUUCCCUGGCCCAUCCGGCUUAGAGCAGAUGCAGAGUGGGAGGAUCUUAUGACCGAUAGGUGCAGGGCCCAUCUGGACAUGGAGACCAGGAAUGGGGUUCCACGGGGGCCUGGCUGGCACUGCACCCCGGCAUGAGGACACAACCACUACGAAGACCUUCCUGGAGAGAUGCGCUGUGGUGACCAGUGGAGGUGACUGGUUGGAGCCUGGAAUUGGAGGCAGAUCACAAGCUCUGGUGGACAAACUCCCCAGGCCUGGUGGGGGCCACAGCUGGGGCAGAUCUCAUCCUGGCUGCCUGGACACAGGCUACUCUCUGCCACUGGUGGUAGUUCGAUGCCUGUGUGGAGAGCUGGCUUCUCUGCUCCUGCCUGGCCCACCACUUGGCUAGAGUUCAGAGACAGGAAGUGACUGGUCUAAGCUGACACAGCAAGUUCGUGGCAGACCUGGUUCUAGAGGCAAAACCUUCUGCCAGAUGUAAAUGAAACCUGCAGCUUCCUUUUUCUUUCUGAGCAGGGCUUCUUAGCACUCUGGGGACACGAAGCCCUUGGAAAAUCUGAUGAAGGUUUUGGACCUUUUCUAGGAAAACAGACAAGUCACGUAGACUCAAAAACCCUAAGCAAUUUCAGGAGCCACUGGACUCCCUGAAUGAAACCCACCCCUGGACUCCAGGCUAAGACCCUCAGCCCCCGGGGCUUCACCUGCUGCCUGUUCGUUACCUGUCACACAUUGAGCCCUGAGUCAAGGCCACUGUACAGGUAGUGCCCCUCCCUCCCCUGGCCAAGCCUCCUUCCCUUGUUCAGGAAUAAAGAAUUCCAAGGAGGGGACCUUUUUAGUCAGUCCCUUCUCCUAGACCUAGCGAGCGAUGCAUUAGGUUUCUGGAACCUCAUUUCCCUUCCAUAGACGUUGGCAUAGGUCCCCUCGGCUAGAUUUUUUUCUCUGAUUUUGUGUUUCUUGUUCUGCCUGACUAGUCACUGGCUUCCACAAAGGAGCCCUUUGCUCCUUGCUGGGCUCUGAUUUCACUGUGUGGUCUCAGGGGAAGCUGGACUGCUGUGGACACCUGUGGGAGCUUGAGUUUGGUCUGAGUCUGUCCCAGGGAGAAAGAAUCCUGCUUCCACCAACCAAGCCCAGUCAGCGGUGCCUCCCAACUAGCCAAGUGUUCAGCCCAGCGGGCUGGGGAGGAAGAGGAUGAGGGCCUUGCUGCUGGUCGCUGUAGCUCUGGGCAGGGUGAGAGGUCAGUGGAGGAGCUUUCUGUGUGUUCUCUGAGUGUGCAGCAGUGCAGUUGAAGGGAGCAGGGCCCAGGCUGGGAGCAGGGCAAGGACUCCUCCCAUCUUCACACCUGAACCAGUCAGCCUGGAAUCCACGGUUCUUUUUUUUUUUUUUUUUGAGAUGGAGUUAUGCUCUUGUUGCCCAGGCUGGAGUGCAAUGGCGCGAUCUCAGCUCACCACAACCUCUGCCUCCUGGGGAACCCACAAGCUCUCACCUGCUUCCCCAAAAAAGGCGAAACUGACCAGGGCUGGGGUGGGUUUGGGUCAGGGUGGUUGGAGGGCAGCCUGUGGAUUCCUGCCCUGGAGUCUUGCUGUCUUCGAUGCACUUUGGGUCAUAUGUUCUUACCUCCUACUGCAUGCCUCGCCCUGGGAUAGUGCAAGGCUUAGGGGGCAUCCGAAGAGGAGAAGGUACUCCCAGCCCCAGCAGCUUCCACUCUGGUUCUGAUCCUUGGCCAACCUAGAGGAAACCUCCACACACCCCUUCUCUGCUAAUGGUGCAGUUUGUGUCCCCCUCUGCCCGUCACUGUGCUGCGCUCGUUCCUGCCUCUGUGCCUUCCCUAUAUUGCUCUGACAUGGCCCCUUUCCCCUCCUCUACUCCGCUAAGCCCUUCUGAUCCACAGGGCCUGGCUUCCCCAAACCACCCAGCCCACAUUCCUCCUUCCCUGUGGAAUAGGUCCUAUGUGAGCUCCCACCCCCAACUGUGUGUUGCGCCACUGGACGCUCCAGUCUCUGUGUGUGUCUUGAGUCCCCAACGAGACAGUGAGCUCCCUGAGGGCAAGGGACUGUCAUUUCCUCUUGAGCCCUAUCAAAGCCUAGCACAUGGCUGGGCUCCUAAGUCUCAGGAAACACUUGUCAGCUGACUAGUGCCUCAAGCACUGGAGCUCGUGGGGUGGACAGUAAUGGGCAGUGCGUGUGGUGAGGGGCUGUGUGAGCUCACUCAAGGGUGCCUUUCACUGGGCUGUGGGCUGGCUCCCCUGAGUCAAAAGUGGAUGUCGGAGGCCUCAAGCUCUUACCUCCUUGGGGCGGUGGGAGCAGCAGGGACCCCCUGGUCUGCAGGACUGCACGGAAGUGGUUGUCCAGACUGGAUGUUUCUACAGGUUGUUGACACCUGCGGGAGCUGACCGAGUUGAAUAAAUGUUCCCGACAUCA